GUUAUUUGUAUGUUGUCCAUAAUAGCAUCCAGUGCAUUGAUUGAAUUUUGGACCUGUACAUUAAAUGCAAGAAGGAUAGCAUUAUAGACUUGAUAUGAUAAAAUUCCUAAUUGAAACUUACCCUGUAUUUGUAUUUGAGAUAUUUAAUUGAGCUUGCCCUGAAGUUGAGCUUGUUGAUUCAAUUGUAAAAUUAACAGUUCUGACGUCAGCAGAAAUAUUAUCACAAAAUUAAGAUGUUAAUAGAUAAUUUGCAGGUGACGUAUAGGUAUAUGAGUAUGAAAAUUAUCCGAAAACAAUGGUAAUAAUUUGAGAUGACCACG
This is a messenger RNA of Paramecium pentaurelia, 320 nucleotides long. NCBI's taxonomy places the organism in Eukaryota, Ciliophora, Oligohymenophorea, Peniculida, Parameciidae. The record is from the annotation of a GenBank genome assembly.